UAGUCGAUGGUUCUAAUUAAAGUGAGCAUAGCAUUUAACCCAAACAAGUCAGACUACAUCGAAGGUUUAUAGAGUGAGCAUAGUUUGGGCAUAUAGCAUGGCCAGAAUAAUCUGUCUGAAGGGCAAACAAAGUAGUGACUAAGGGCGGUGCUCAACCGGUUUGUUCGCGGCUGUUAUUACAAAUAUCCGGUUUAGAUUCGAAGAUCACUCCGAUGGGCCGCUGUGCAGAAACAGAACCAAUAAAAAUUCUUUCAUUUAAUGUGUUUUGAGCUUCAAACCUGAAUUCCACGUGCGAAUUAGGUGGCGGGAACCGAUUUGCAAUUCAAAUGUAUAUAGAAUCUUAGCCCAGCACUACCAUAGGGUUGACGUUUCCCUUGACCAGUGGAUUAGUACGAAACAGGAAACCAUUGUUUUGGUCGCGUAAAAAAGUUUCGCUUCUCAGUUUCAGUGCUGGUGCCGGUGCUGAACCUCAUCCCGCCUCAACCUGUACAAAGCAUUCGAUUGUUGCACCUUGUAAUGGUUUGAAGCUUUUUUUCUGGCAGGAGCACUAGUGGUGGAUUUUUGUCAGAUCUCGACAGAGAUACCACUUUGAAGUGACAGUUGCGUGAUUUGUUCGAACGCUUCGUUUACUACUUUCGUGAUUAACAGGUGAGGGUGUGCCGUGUCUCAAUUUUGAACCAUCUAAUUCAGUCUGCUCGAGGCUUUUGCACCGUAAACAAGUGAUCUGUGACAAGUGGCGCUAGAAAGCAUAGAUACUAAAAAAAGCUUUCAAGGGCGUGAUUGUGGACAACAUAUCGGUGGUUUGUGUCAAAAGUUGGCCGUUGAUCUUUGCUUCCUCCGUACGCGUACGGCUGCGGUGCUGCGGUGGUCUGAAUGAAAGUGAAUAACUGUUUUAAACUGUAGUAAACACAUGAUACCUUAGCCCGAGUUCGUGGCCGAGUGAGCUCAUGCGUUUUUUGGUAUGAAUAAAACAAAAGCCAGAGAAAUGAUUGUGCUGUGAGAUAUCUUGUACGAAAUGAAUGCCUUCACUUUGUCGUUACACCUGGCGCAUUACAGUUUGUGAAGCUAAAAACUACAAGCGCGAUUCGUAGCUGAAGGUAGAAAACAGAGGAGUUAAACAUUGGGCAAUUGAUGGGGUGUGCAAGCGGAAAGCAGACAACCUGAAAUUAAUAAAUGUAAACUACAAAUUAUGUCAAUUAGCAAUUUGGUCUCAUUGUGUACACAGUGUUGUAGACAGCCAAUGAACGCAACGUCAUGGCCGAAAGUUUUGAAGGAAAGUCAUCCCAUAUAUCAGCGAACCAAGCGGCCAUGCCAUCGUACGCGACGGACAUAACGCAUCGUUAUCCGACGUUUCGUGACGAACCGUUCAAGACCGUGCACAAUUGGCUGGACGGCAAGAGGUACGACGAUGGUGCCGAGGGCCUGUGGCGAAUAAAUGACGAUCUGUACGAUCUUGAAGAUUUUGCCCAUACGCAUCCAGGAGGCGCUGAGUGGAUCCAACUAACCAAGGGUACGGAUAUUACAGAGGCGUUCGAAACGCAUCACAUCAGUCGCCGGGCAGAGCUAAUGCUACCGAAGUUCUACGUCCGGCGGGCCACACAACCACGCAAUUGUAGGCUAACGUUUCACGAGCAUGGAUUCUAUCGAACGCUCAAGCAGCGUAUCAGGGAACAGUUGGGCCGCGUGAAUCCCGCGCCAAAGAAACGCUCGCGCCAGAUAGUGGAUGGACUGAUAGUGUGCGUGAUGCUGACCGCCUACCUAGCCGUCAGGCUAGAAAGUUUCGCCAUUGGAAUAGUUUGUGCCAUCUGCGUAAACGCAACCGUAAUUGCGGCGCACAAUUUUCUACACCAGCGAGAUAACUGGCGCAUGUACGCGUUUAACAUUGCGUUUCUUAGCUAUCGGGAGUGGCGUGUAUCGCACGCCAUUUCUCACCACCUGUUCCCAAAUUCAGUGCUCGAUAUGGAAAUUUCGUCGUUCGAGCCCUUCCUGUGCUAUCUACCGUGGGCGGAUCUUAAGAACAGCUUCCAGCGGUACGGUUCCUGGUUCUAUGGGCCGUUUAUAUACGGCUCGAUCUUUCUGAGCGAGUACCUCAAGCGGUUGAUGGAUAGCUUCAGCCAAGGGAAGAACCGGUUUCAUCUGGACGAUCUAAUUCCUUUCCUGCUGCCCGCCUUUAUGUACGCUACCAAUCCGGAACGCAUCGGUGUAAUUUUCCAACUGUGGCUGUUUGUGGUGUUGAUGGCCAGCUUCUUCUUUGGGCUUAUUGGACUGAGCGCUGGACAUCAUCAUCCGAAAGCACUGCAUUCCGGUGAUUUAUUUCCUAAUGAUAUGGAUUUUGGACUCUACCAGAUGGCCACAAUUGUAGAGCGAAGAGGUGUGGAGGGAUCGUUGUUGAAAGUGUUAACCACCUUCGGUGAUCACUAUUUGCAUCAUCUCUUUCCGACACUCGAUCAUGCGAUCUUGCCACAGCUGAAUGAUGUGUUUCUGGCUACGUGUGAAGAGUUUGGUGCGGGCAAACGGCUCAGUUCGUGGUUUUCGCAGUAUAUUGCACAAAAUUUACAACUAGCUCGUGUGCAGCCCAAACAAUAUCAGCCAGAAAUGAUGGCUAAUAGGGGAAAGACUAAACAUGAUCAGCGUGCAUAGUAUAAGGAAUAAAAAUGCGCAUUGCUUCAUCAUUAUACUAUUAACUUGGGUUACACCAAAGGAAAGGUCGUAAACUAUGCAUAUGCGGAAUGAUUCAUAGCUGUAAUGUUUUUAGUCCCAAAACGACUUUAUUAAUUUUGCUGCUUAUUAUUUGCUACGGGAAAUACGGGUGACUAGAAUAUCCCAUUGAAGAGUGUAAAAUAAAGUGAUAACUUACAAUGAAA
This is a messenger RNA of Anopheles arabiensis, 2864 nucleotides long. RefSeq names its product cytochrome b5-related protein-like. Bases 1255 to 2640 code for a protein of 461 amino acids. Gene Ontology annotation, biological process: lipid metabolic process. The record is from RefSeq and is a predicted model, not a curated record. Gene Ontology annotation, cellular component: mitochondrion. NCBI's taxonomy places the organism in Eukaryota, Metazoa, Arthropoda, Insecta, Diptera, Culicidae. The transcript has 5 exons.